AUGAACAUUUGUAUUUCGUUGUUUAAUAACAAAUUUUUCUUAGCAGCAUCAUUGUAUCAGUUUUGUACUCCAAAACAACAAAUCAUUCGAUCAAAGAAUCCUUUAUUAUGUAUCUCUAUUGACUUCAAGAAAAAGAAAGGAAAACAUAUAUUCACAUACAACACAUGUUAUUUGGAAGUUCAUUAUAUUUUCUCUAAAAAUCAACAGAUGUAUACAGUAAAGGAUCUAUCAAGACAUUAUCUUAUGAAUACAAAACUUCUACAUGUUUCUAUCAAUGAUAAAAGAUCAGCUUCUUUACUCGAACCGUAA
Messenger RNA from Adineta ricciae, 309 nucleotides. The record is from the annotation of a GenBank genome assembly. Lineage: Eukaryota; Metazoa; Rotifera; Eurotatoria; Adinetida; Adinetidae.